AUGUCGCACAUCAAACCACCCCAGACUGUGGUGAUCGUCGGAGGGGGCAUCGUUGGCUCCGCUUUGGCCCACUUCCUGUGCAUCUCUAAUGUCAAUCGCCAGAUCACCGUGGUGGACCGAUCUCUCAGCCCGCUCGUAGGGUCGACCGGCCACGCGCCUGGGUUCAUAGGCCAGUUCAAUGACUCCGAGGUCCUCACGCGCCUCGCCAUGGCCACCGUUUCGGAGUACCGCAAGAUCCCCGGUGGCUUUGACGCCGUCGGCGGCCUCGAGGUCGCGCACAGCAUCUCCGGCGUCGAGCGGCUCAAAUCGAGACAAAGCAAGGCAGCGGCCCUCGGUCUUCCUGCCCAGCUGUUGAGCAUGCGUCAAGCGAGUCAGAUGGCACCGGACCUGGUACGAUCGUCAGACACUGAGUCCGGGGCCGCCCUUAGCUUCUCCAGUGACGGGACAGCCGACGCCAACUGCAUCACCGCUUAUUUCCAGCAGAGCGCUAAGGCGAACGGCGUGCAGUUCGUCGAGGCCGAGGUCCGCCGCCUAAUUAUCGCCGACGGCCGCACUACCGGUGUCGAGCUGGGAAACGUCUCCUCCAGCCGGCAGCUAAUCGCCGACGUCGUCAUCUUGGCAACCGGCGUCUGGGCGCAGACGCUGUUGGCGCGUGAACAACAACACCAGCAGCAGCAGCAGCACCACCACCACCAGCACCAGACUGCGGAUGGAACUCCGCUGCCAGUCGUCCCUGUCGUGCCAGUCGGACACCCGUAUCUGCACGGUGAGGCUAGACCAUCACUCGGCAGAAAGAUGCCGUUUGUGCGCUGGCCAGAACACCACGUCUAUGCGCGCGAUCACGGGGAUCGUUACGGCCUUGGCACGUACGACCACCAACCGCUUGAGUGCAAGCUCACGAACGGCACGGCGAUCGGCGACUGGGUUCAAGGGUUCGACGCGCCCCUAACGACGGCCACGAGCCUUGUGCCGGACGAGGCGUCAAAGCAGCUGCGGGCUGGCGUCAAAUUCAACGGCAUCUUCUCCAUGACGCCUGACAACAUGCCCUGGCGGGAGCCAGUUAUUGAUGGUAUUGAUGGCGAUGAGGCAGUUCGGAGGGCGCUGGACCCCGAGCGGUUCAAGGGCGGCGACUUGGCGACUUUGGAAAAGGCAUCCCUUGAAGGGUACAACGAGAUCUACAAGACACAAGAGGCGCAACUAUAG
Molecule: messenger RNA, 1203 nt
Organism: Verticillium alfalfae VaMs.102
Lineage: Eukaryota; Fungi; Ascomycota; Sordariomycetes; Glomerellales; Plectosphaerellaceae
Product: N,N-dimethylglycine oxidase
Exons: 2
Coding region: 1-1203 (400 amino acids)
Cellular component (GO): cytoplasm
Molecular function (GO): oxidoreductase activity
Source: RefSeq, a predicted model, not a curated record